CGAAAAUGAGCAACAAUCCCCAACUCCUGGAAUCCUGCCUACUGCAUCUGGGCCUGAUGCUUCCCCGGGUCUCAAUUGCCCUGUCAAGUUCGAGCAAUCCAUUCAUCUGCUUACUCCUCCUGAGCAACAAUCCCCACUAUUAUCUAUCAUAUUUCUCUGUACCUACUUGAUAUGCAUAUAAACCACAUGUUCCUGUUAGACUAGACCAGAUCAAAGCAAAACAGAAUAUUUUAUUGGCUUAUUGCUGUAAUCUGCACAGGAUUAUUUGUGCUCUCUAGAUAUAAAUAGAGAACAGACCAACACGACUAACGACUUUAACUAACCAACACAACUAUUACAAACCAACACACCUAUUACCAAAAGAAACUACCCAUAAUUGCCUUUUAGAAACUACUCACUGUUUUUUUAAUUAAUUAAAUAUGUAAAACACGCUAACUGACUCUAUACUAAUUGACCCGAACAUUGACUCAUUACCCAUUCGGUUAUAUGUGAACAAACCUGAUUAAAUCUAACAGUUCCCUUGUAGGUCAUGACAAUGCAAAAAGGAUGUCAGAAGCAGCCGGGGAUGUUGUUUGCCAUUACUGAUGCUUUAUGGGCUCCUCUUCAAGAAGAAGUUGAAAAGCUAUCACACCGCUGUACUCUAGAGAUAACUAAUUUAAUCCUAAACUUUGUUUCCAAGGACCUUUCGGUAGCAGUUGAAAAAGAAGUAAAGAAGGAAAUAGCUUCUGUUGGAAAAAUUGUUGUACAAGCUCUAAUUCCUGUUAUAGAGAAAGGGCUGCCCUUGGCUAUUUAUGAAGUCUUUCAGGAGUUUCAGAAGGGCGGGGCUGACAAAACAGUGGAUUUACUGGAGAAAGCUAUCUAUUCCAAACUUGAAGCCACUAUGGCCACACAAAUCCAAGCACAGUUCCAAAAAUCUGGGAAGCAAGUGAUUCAAGAAGCAUUAAAAUCAACUCUUGAAGCUUCAAUAAUCCCUGCUUUCGACUUGUCGUGCAAGGAAGUGUUUGAACAGAUUGAUGCUCAAUUUCAAAAAGUAAUGACCGAAAAUGUUGCUGCGGUUCAACAACAAUUUGAGUCACUGCGUUCACCUUCGGCACACUCUUUAAAGGAUGCAUUCAGUCCCAUGCACUCAAAAACUAUGCUGACGGUCAGAGAGAGCUCAUGGCUUUAGCAAUUUCUAAAUCCACAAAUGCAAUUAAUGGUCUGAGAGAGCUCAUGGCUUUAUGAUUGUGGUGCAUGUAUUCUCUCAUCUUUUGACGAAGCCUUUGGUUCAGUACAGAUAGCGGUUUGAUUGAUUGGACUGGACCAGUUCGGUGU
Messenger RNA from Cuscuta campestris, 1314 nucleotides. NCBI's taxonomy places the organism in Eukaryota, Viridiplantae, Streptophyta, Magnoliopsida, Solanales, Convolvulaceae. The record is from the annotation of a GenBank genome assembly.